Astrephomene gubernaculifera is the source of this 1400-nucleotide messenger RNA. The record is from the annotation of a GenBank genome assembly. NCBI's taxonomy places the organism in Eukaryota, Viridiplantae, Chlorophyta, Chlorophyceae, Chlamydomonadales, Astrephomenaceae.
GGAGUUCCCCUGCUCCGUCCAGUCCAGCGGGAGAGGCAGCAGCAGCAGCCGCUUCAGCCGCCACGGGGCUGCUUCGCGCGCUGUUCACCUCCCAGGACCCCUCCGCGGUCGCAGCGGCAGCAGCAAGAGCAGGCACCUCCCACCGUGCCCCCCACUCGCAUCCCCAUCCCCAACACCAGCAGCAGCAGCACCUUCAUCCCCCACACAGUGGCAGCCCGAGCAGCUCGCCGCACCGCCACCCACCUAAUCCGGGGAGCAGCCCGGGCAGCAGCGGCAGCGGCGGUACUGUUGAGGCCGCUGCACCUGCUGCUGCUUCUAGGCUUUCCGCUCCCUCCUCCUCGCGGCCUGCUAACGAUGGGGCCAGCAUCAGCACCAGCAGCGCCAGCAGCGGCAGCCACCUCAGCCCCCAGCAGCCGCUGCUGCCGUUCGUCCACUCGCAACCCCGACCGCUAGCACAACAGCAGCAGCACCAGCAGCGGCCUCAGGCGCCUGCCUACCCGUACUCGUCUGCUGCUGCUGCCCCUGCUGCUUCUGUUGGCGGUAGUGGUGGUGGUGCGCCGGCGUCGCCGGCAAGGCCUCCGGUUGAGGAAGACAGGUCUUCCCUGCUGAUCGUAACGCUCACAGCGGACGGCGGCGUGUGGCGCUGGGAGGGGCCCCUGGCUCGCUUCCCAACCGCUUCCAACGACUACCUUAAUAACCGCCACAACUACCAACAACAGCAGCAUCAACCGCUAACGCCUGCGCCACCCCAGGCUGCAGCAGGCUUGCGACACCCUGGCCCGUCAACGGCAGCAGCAGCAGCGGCAGCCGGGCUGCCACCCCCGCUGCCCCCACCGCAGCACCCGCAGCAACAGCAGCCGCUGCAGGUGGUAGCCCACCCCUCCGGCCCCCCGCUCCUCUCCGGCCAGCUGCACCUGCUGCCCUCCGCCGCCACCUGCAUCGCACUCUACCCCCGACCCGUGGCCGAGGCGGCUGGUGGUGGUGGUGGUAGUGGGGGCGGUGGUGGCAGCAGCAACAGCAGCAGUGUUGUGUUGCUGGGUGCUGCGGGGACGGUGGGAGGCAGUUUGGAGCUGUUUGCCGUGCAACGGGGGCUGGUGUCACCGCUGUCCGUGCACGUGACCUCCUCCCUGGCUGCGGCACACAGAGACGGCCCCAUUCGCGGCGUUCGGUGGCUCGGCGCCUCGCCGCGACUCCUCAGCUUCUCCUCCGACCGGACCCCCAAUGGCUCCGCCUGGCGUAACGCCCUCGUCAUUACCGACAUCCGAAGCGGUCGAUCAAUUCACCUUCCUCGCGACGGUUCAUCUUCCUCUUCCGCCCCUUCGUCUUCCUCCGCGGGAGGAGCGCCUCCUUCCAGUCCAGGCUUCGGAGGAGGUGGAGGAGCAGCCGCAGGAGGAGGGGGC